AGCAUCGCAGCAACUCACCAAUAUCCUUUUUGAGAAUAUACAAACAACCAACAAUGGCUGGUACCGCCGUCCAGCAGGGGCCUUGGGGAGGAGCUAAUGGGGCAGUUUUCGACAUGCAUCCUCAGCCAAUCAUUCUAGGCUUCACAGUCUGGGCUGAUAGUCAAUACAUUAACGGAAUUCAGUUUCAGUACGGGCAAGGUUCCUCGACUUCCGUGUACGGUACUCGGAGGGGAACUCCCACCACGGUUACGUUUCAACCCGGCGAGUUCCUUAAUGGCAUAGAAGGCUCAAUUGAUAAAAUAGUAGGAGCUUAUGUUGUUUGUUCGCUUACUUUCAACACCAACACUUCUAAUACGUAUGGACCGUACGGUAGUGUGCAAGGAAGCACUUUCGCUUUCAAAUCAACGGCUGCAAUUGUUGGCUUCUUUGGGCGUUCAGCGCAGCAACUUAAUGCAAUUGGGAUCUACAUAGAUUAAUGAUGGUCCCGUUCUCCUACGUACGUAUGCGCUUCUACGUAAAUGAAUAAGGAUACCAUCAGUGUGCAGGGUAUCGACCGUGUCUUUAUGUUCGUCUAUGUUUUUUAGUGUGCUACCCGUGUCUGUCAACUUUGUUUAUGAAAUAAAGAAUAGCAGAUAUAUAUAUAUAUAUAUAUAUAUAUAUGGUAUUCAAUUGUUGUAGGGUGGUGUGACUCUUCUAUUAUAAACAAUAGUAAUAAUAAUAUUGUGUGUCGUACGUACUA
Ananas comosus (pineapple) is the source of this 739-nucleotide messenger RNA. Its product is annotated as jacalin-related lectin 34-like. The record is from RefSeq and is a predicted model, not a curated record. The transcript has 3 exons. NCBI's taxonomy places the organism in Eukaryota, Viridiplantae, Streptophyta, Magnoliopsida, Poales, Bromeliaceae. The coding region runs from base 54 to 476 and encodes 140 amino acids.